AUGAGGGACCCCGGCGGGGCCCGGCGCUACGCCACCAAGCUGAGCAGGCACGCCAGCGACGUGACGCCGGCGCAGCGAAACCGCGCGGGCAGCGUGAGGCGGACCCAGCGCGGCAGCCUCGUGCUGCCUGGGGCGGGGCCCGGGGGCGGCGUCGGCGUCGGCGUCAGGACGCCCCCGGAGGAGCUGCCGCCCAAGGAGCGGCGCCGGCGCACCAUCGUCAUGAUCGUGGGCGCCACCUUCAUGUUCCUGCUCGCCUGCAGCGUGCUCGUCGUCGUCGUCACACUGACGCACCACUCCUUCCGCCACCCGCCCGUCGACGACGCAGUUCGCAAAGAGAACGAGGAGUACUUGAGCGCCAUAGGCAGGGACGACUCAGGGAUGUCCAGUGCGGGCCAAAACGCCACGUCUGGCCCCCCGCCGUUGCUGUUGGACAACCCGUGAGGACCUGCACAACCUGCCAAGCAGAACACUGCCGCCUCCCGACAGUUCUCUCAAAACCCGGUGAUGUAAGCACGGGGAUUAGAAUGCUUUUGAGUCUCGCAGCCAGACCACUAACAAGGUUUUGCCUCCUGCUGAACACCAAACACACAGACAGUCUGGUUUUCUUUUUGUGAAAGUGAAAAUUGAACCAUUGCGGGUGCUACGAUUGUCAGUUUCUAUUAACAUGACACAGACAGAGUGGCAGGUAUUAUAAAAAAAGAAAAGGAAAAGAGCUCCCAUAUCUUGGCUAACUGUUGUUUACUUCUUUGAUUUGUUAAGCAAUGCACUAAUCACAGCAGAAUGCCAAAGUUAUAAAUUG
Schistocerca cancellata (South American locust) is the source of this 799-nucleotide messenger RNA. RefSeq lists its product as uncharacterized. Bases 1 to 441 code for a protein of 146 amino acids. The transcript is spliced from 3 exons. Lineage: Eukaryota; Metazoa; Arthropoda; Insecta; Orthoptera; Acrididae. The record is from RefSeq and is a predicted model, not a curated record.